CCUCCACAUCAAACCAUCUCAAUUCUCUCAUCUUCCAUCAAAAUCAGAGUUUCUCUCCUUCAAAUUUUCCUGUGAAAAUGUCAGGCCGCGGCAAGGGAGGCAAGGGGUUGGGCAAAGGAGGAGCUAAGCGUCACAGGAAGGUUCUCAGGGAUAACAUCCAGGGCAUCACCAAGCCCGCCAUUCGCCGUUUGGCUCGCAGAGGCGGCGUCAAGCGUAUCUCCGGUCUCAUCUACGAAGAGACCCGAGGUGUCCUCAAGAUCUUCCUCGAGAACGUCAUCCGUGACGCCGUCACCUACACCGAGCACGCCCGGAGGAAGACCGUCACCGCCAUGGAUGUCGUCUAUGCUUUGAAGAGGCAAGGAAGGACCCUUUAUGGAUUUGGGGGUUAAAUGGUUGGGUAUUAGUGUAGGGUUGGUUCCAAAAUUGGGAUUUAGAUCUGGGUGUAAUGAAUAUUAAGUUUGCUGUUCAUGUAAUUUGGAUCUAUUUAGAAGUAAUAGAACUUUGAUUUCCCAAUAUGA
Rosa rugosa (rugosa rose) is the source of this 518-nucleotide messenger RNA. Its product is annotated as histone H4. Gene Ontology annotation, cellular component: nucleosome. The record is from RefSeq and is a predicted model, not a curated record. The transcript has a single exon. Bases 78 to 389 code for a protein of 103 amino acids. Gene Ontology annotation, biological process: nucleosome assembly. Gene Ontology annotation, molecular function: DNA binding; protein heterodimerization activity; structural constituent of chromatin. Lineage: Eukaryota; Viridiplantae; Streptophyta; Magnoliopsida; Rosales; Rosaceae.